Messenger RNA from Condylostylus longicornis, 466 nucleotides. Its product is annotated as flexible cuticle protein 12-like. Gene Ontology annotation, cellular component: chitin-based extracellular matrix. The record is from RefSeq and is a predicted model, not a curated record. Bases 67 to 390 code for a protein of 107 amino acids. NCBI's taxonomy places the organism in Eukaryota, Metazoa, Arthropoda, Insecta, Diptera, Dolichopodidae. The transcript is spliced from 2 exons. Gene Ontology annotation, molecular function: structural constituent of chitin-based larval cuticle.
AAUUAUUUCUUUUUUUUUUACUUUUUCAAAUUCAUUUCUUGUGAUUUUUUUUUUAAUUAAUUAAAAAUGAAAUUUAUUGCAAUUGUAUUUGUAAUGGUAUUUGCUGUUGUUGCAUUUGCCGCACCAUUGGAUAAUUCACAAAAUGCACAAAUUUUAAGGAAUGAUUUUGAUAAUAUCGGCGUUGAUGGUUACAAAUUUGCUUAUGAAACAAGUGAUGGUAUCUCACGUCAAGAACAAGCUCAAGUAAAAAAUAUUGGUACUGAAAAUGAAGCAAUCUCAGUAAGUGGUACAGUAUCAUGGGUUGCUGAUGAUGGACAAACAUACACAUUAACAUAUGUUGCUGAUGAAAAUGGUUUCCAACCAACUGGAGCUCAUUUACCAGUUGCUUAAAGUGAUAUCAACUAGGAUAAAUAAAUUUUUUUUUUUACAUUUUUUGUCAUUUUUUGGAAUGUUUCACGUUUCAUCU